AUGCCAUUCCUAAUAGUGUGUACGUGUAUAUGCUUCAAUGGUGCAAGUCACAUUGAUGAAAUUGUGAUUCACAAUUUGGCUAAUCAGGCAGUGGAACGAGAAGCUGGUAUGGAUGGCCAGAAGAUCACCUACGCUCUUAUUAAGCAUCGUCUAGGAGAUUUAUUCUACCGUUUAGUGUCUCAAAAGUUUGAGGAUCCUGCUGAAGGAGAGGAAGCCCUGGUUGCGAAAUUCAAGAAACUUCAUGAGGAUUUGACAGGUGGUUUCCGCAACCUCGAUGCAUCGGUACAAAUUCUUGCCAAAUCUCUAUGCCAAGACAAAAAACAGAAUUGGAGAAGGUUUUCUUAA
Molecule: messenger RNA, 345 nt
Organism: Fraxinus pennsylvanica
Lineage: Eukaryota; Viridiplantae; Streptophyta; Magnoliopsida; Lamiales; Oleaceae
Source: the annotation of a GenBank genome assembly